GCGGCGGCUCAGGUGGCUCAGUGGUCCAUGUGAGCUUCCCCAGCGCUCAGGCCUCGGUCUUGGACAGCCUGAACCGUCAGCGAGAGGACGGCAGCCUCUGUGACCUGUCCGUCCACGUCCAGGGUCACGUGUUCAAGGCCCACCGCUGCGUCCUGGCUGCGUCCUCGCCGUACUUCCACGACCAGGUGCUGCUGAAGAACAUGUCCACGGUGUCCAUCCCGGCGGUGAUGGACCCGCUGGCCUUUGAGAGCGUCCUGAGCUGCGCCUACACCGGUCGGCUGCAGAUGCUGCGGGACGACAUCGUCAACUACCUGACGGUGGGCAGCGUGCUGCAGAUGUGGCACAUCGUGGACAAAUGCACCGAGCUGCUGCGGGAGGGCCGGGCGGCGGGGGUGGGGGGAGGAGGGGGAGCGCAGGAGGGAGCAGGAGGAGGCGAAAGGUCGGCCGGCUCCGGGUGCAGCAGCAGCCACGUGGAGGGGGGCGCAGACAGACCCGGCGGCGCGGGGGGCGUCCAGGUGGUGGACCCCGAUGAGCCCCGGGGAGCCCCCCAACCGCCCAGCCGGCCCCCGGUGAGCGAGAGCCAGUCCCCCAGCAGCACCAACUACUUUAGCCCCCGGGACGGCGGGGGGGCCGCAGCGGGGGCCUCGGUGGAUGGAGGCAGAGCCAGCAACACCCCCAGCUACUGCACCCCGUCAGGAGGAGAGGAGGCCCUGCUCAUCGAGGAGGAGGAGGAGGAWGAAGAGGAGGAGGUGCUGUACCAUCAGAGGAAGAGAGGAAGAGGAGGCAGUGGGAGGAGGAAGAAAUCCAGCUCCGUGUCGGAGCAGGAGGUGGGGGUCAGCGACAGCUUCGGUGUUUCCUCCUACCAGGACGGGGAGGACUCCACCCUCCAGAAGCGUCCCACCUACAGCCAGCCCAGCAUCAUGCCCCGCAAGCAGUGGGUGGUGGUGAAAACGGAGCGCGCCGAGGACGACGACCUGAUCGUGGUGUCCGGCGAGGAGGGAGGAGACGAUGAGGAGGACGARGACGAGAGGGACGUGGAGCUGGUGGCGCAAGACAGAGAGAGGGGCAACUUCAACAUUUCAAACAUCAGGAGCCUUUCGGGCGAGCUGGGGGUCCGAGCGGAGAGCGACAUGGACUCACAGGUGGACUACUGCCAGUCCCCAGAGGACUACCUGAARUUUGAAGGCAGUCUGAUGGAACAGACCUUAGCUCAGCACCUCCAUGACAGCACUGCGGGUCAGAACCAGAACCAGAACACUAACCGGGCAGUCUCAACCCUGCUGGGUCAGGUUCAGUCCGCAGCCUCGGCCCGGGCCCAGCUCUUCCCACUGGACAUGCAGGGGAACCAGAUCCUGCUCUAUAGCCAGGCAUCGGGACUCUCCCUGGACUCUGCUGCUCCUCCGAUGGCGGGAGGGAUGAUGGGAGGAGCCUCCUUCAAGGGGUCUGGUUUGGAGCAUGGAGCGGCCGGUCUGGGGGCCGACGGCUCAGACGGUGGGGGGCUCGGAGGCGGGUGCAGCGGYGGCGGCGCCGGAGGAUCGGCGAAGGUGUUCAUGUGUCACUGCGGGAAGACCUUCACCCACAAGAGCAUGAGGGACCGGCACAUCAACAUGCACCUGGACCUGCGGCCCUUCCACUGCCCCGUCUGCUCCAAGAAGUUCAAGAUGAAGCACCACCUGACGGAGCACAUGAAGACCCACACCGGCCUCAAGCCCUACGACUGCCUCAGCUGCGGCAAGAAGUUCAUGUGGCGCGACAGCUUCAUGAGGCACCGCUCGCACUGUGAGAGGCGUGGCGGGCCGGGGGAGGGAGGGGCCGGCGGGGGCGGGGCCGACAGGGGGAGGCGGGGCGGAGGAGGUGAGGACGGGCCGGAUUUUAGCUCCUCCUCCUCCUCCCACCUCUUGGCUGCAGGUGAGGGGGGAGCCAGAGGAGGGGGAUCCGUCACAGGAAGUAACAGCAGCGCCGCGGGGGCACUGCUGGGCGUGGUCUCUCAGAGUCCCGGUCAGGAUCAGGGGCAGGGGAUGUUUGGAGGUCUCGGGUUGGGUCGGGGUGUGUGUGAUGAAGACGUGUGUGAAGUCAGUCCGGAUGAAAGCAGCGUGACUUAAAUCAGAGGUCUAUCUGAGGGGGGGUUGGUUCUGAGGGGUUUCUUCUGGUUCCUGCUGCUGGAAGACCCCCAUUUUCUUCCAAAAGACUUUAAAACAAUUUGAAUCUGGGAAUAAACACAUCUGAUGAACCAGACUUUUCUUACAUCUGAAAGAUUUAAAGUGGCCUCAUCUAAACAGACCUGCAGGGUCAGCAAAAUAUUUUAUUUUCAUUUUCUCCCAUCUGUUUAUUUGUUGAGAGAAAACCAAAUGUUCUGACUGAACAAAUGACUGAAAAAUAAACAGAAGCUGCAAGAAAAAAAAAACAUAUUCUGAGGAGAAAUAUGUGUAAAAGCCUCCCUGUAAGCAGGACUGAGCUCAAUCCAUUAUUUUCUUAUUGUUUUACACUGGUUUUAAUGUUCUGCAGUGGUACUAAUACAUGUUUUAUCUGUUUGUAUGGGAACAAAUCUGAUGAUUUCAAGGUGAAUUUGUCAUUUUUAUGUUAAAAUAAAACUAGUCCUCAGAACCAGUGAGGUCUAAUAUCAAUUAUAUAGCUAAUUUAUAAAUAAUUGAAAUGAAAAUAACUCAUUAAAACAGUGUAACCAGUAGAUUUUCUGUUUUAUUUAAACCAAACACUAGGAUUUUCCUUGUUGGGUUUUUUUUGUAUUGCUGCCGAUUGUCCACAAGGGGCGCUGUUCAGUCACAUUCAGUCAAAUUAACAGAAAAGUGUCUUUAAAUAAACCUGCCCCCUUGUGUUCAUACCUGGUACCGCUACUGUCUGAUGUUGGAAACAAACAUUUUAAUGCUAAAACUGGUUUUAAAUCCUUUAUUUUAACCCAGUCACAGUUUGUAAAAACAUAUUUUUGUGUUCUGCAGAACCAAACAGUCACUGGUGGAAUAUUUUAYGACACAGAACCUCUUAAAAACAUUGAAGCCUUCAGAGAACCACACACGUAGUGUUAUAGAUUUCAUGUGUUACCUUCUGUGAAGGCUCAGUUUGGGUGUUUUUGCUGCAGUUUUAAAGCUGUGGGUCUGUUUCAUCUGUGAAGUUUAAUGUGUCGUUUUGUUGUUUGUUACAGAGAAACGGCUGAAAGAGCAGUAAAUGUUUGACGACUSAACGUUUUGUGUGGAUUUGAUCCAUUUAAACUGUGCAAACACUGGAAGAUGUAAAUAUCUGCAUAUAGAGAUUAACGUCACUGAUGAGCAACAUUUAUUUGUGUUUACUCAAACAAGAAAACAUUUUCUGACAAACAUUAAUUAGUUCUGAGUUGAUGAAAUCAAAUUUUACUGACUGAACAGAUUUUAUUUUUGCUUUCAAUAAAAAAAGGUAAAACAUCAGAUAUUUACGUCGCGUUUAAAGUAAUUUUAAACACUUUGUUUUAGAGUUAAAACAUUAAAAUCUCUGCAACAAGAGAUCCUGCAGAAACAUUAAAUCCUGCAGGUUUGACUCCCAACAAACCAAAGAUGGUUCAUAUUUUAUUAUUUUAAACUUUCUGAUCAGUUCAUGAUCCGUUUUAGGGAUUUGUGUCAUUUUGUUUUAAUUUCAUCUGCAGAUUUAAGGAUUAUUUUAAAACCUCAAAGUUGCUGCUGAAAACUGAAGUGUUUUUAUUUUUGCACAUUAAAAAUGUUACUUAACGUUUCUUCAAACUGUUUGACCAGCUGAUUGUUGUACAGAGAUUUGAGUGGAAAUAAGCAGUGAAUCAAUAUUAACCUCUUCCAUGUACUAAUGAUACUAAUAAAUUAUUUGGGGAAAAGUAA
Molecule: messenger RNA, 3836 nt
Organism: Austrofundulus limnaeus
Lineage: Eukaryota; Metazoa; Chordata; Actinopteri; Cyprinodontiformes; Rivulidae
Gene: zbtb22b
Product: zinc finger and BTB domain containing 22b
Biological process (GO): regulation of transcription by RNA polymerase II
Molecular function (GO): DNA-binding transcription factor activity, RNA polymerase II-specific; RNA polymerase II cis-regulatory region sequence-specific DNA binding; protein binding
Source: RefSeq, a predicted model, not a curated record